This is a messenger RNA of Stylonychia lemnae, 702 nucleotides long. The record is from the annotation of a GenBank genome assembly. Lineage: Eukaryota; Ciliophora; Spirotrichea; Sporadotrichida; Oxytrichidae.
AUGUAAUUAGACUUGCUUCAACAUGGUUUAUCAAAGAAAAGAGAUAAUGAUUAACCUAACUAAUUGAAGAUGCCUGGACAGUCUAAAAAGCAAUCGAAUACGCUAGAAAACUCUAGCAAGUAUCAAUCUAAUAUGAAAAUUAGUAGGGACUCAAACAGUCUGGCCAAUGACGCAGUAGGUUCUUAAAACCAGUCAAGAAUAAAAAAAGUAAUUUCUAAGAUAUCUGGUAAAAAGUAAGAAUAAAGCAUCAAUCAGGAGAUUAUUACACCGAGAACACCAAAUUAGAAUGAUCAAAUAUUCAGCCACCAUAAAAUAAAUGCUCACGUCUCGACGACAAUAAAUAGCGACACAUUAAGCUAUCUCAGUUUACUGAUGGUGCCUAAAAAUAUUAAUAAAUAAGAUCAAGCUAAUUUGACUGCUAUUCACACCAAUUCAAAUUAUCUUAAGCCACACAAAAACCAUCUCAUCUAGAAGUUACAAUCGAUACAAUCCUAAAAGCGUCAGGAGAGGUACCCUUAAUACAGAUAGGAUUCGCCUAUAAAGGAUGAUUAACCAAGGAAAAUAAAGAUGAAAAUAAACCUUGUUAGACAGAAUAAAUUUCAACACAUAAGUUUCGAUUACAACAUUGACUCUGACACUCCUGAUUUGAUUGCUCAGGAGAUGCAGGAAAACUUGCAACUCGACCAAGAUGAUACCAACUGA